Homarus americanus (American lobster) is the source of this 105-nucleotide messenger RNA. RefSeq names its product proline-rich receptor-like protein kinase PERK14. The record is from RefSeq and is a predicted model, not a curated record. Lineage: Eukaryota; Metazoa; Arthropoda; Malacostraca; Decapoda; Nephropidae.
CUCUACCUCCCGCCCUCCUACCUCCCGCCCAUCUCUACCUCCCGUCCUCCUCUACCUCCACCCAUCUCUACCUCCCUCCCUCCCUCCUCCCGUCCUCCUCUGCCU